Molecule: messenger RNA, 2229 nt
Organism: Pochonia chlamydosporia 170
Lineage: Eukaryota; Fungi; Ascomycota; Sordariomycetes; Hypocreales; Clavicipitaceae
Product: cell cycle inhibitor Nif1
Exons: 3
Coding region: 1-2229 (742 amino acids)
Molecular function (GO): protein binding
Source: RefSeq, a predicted model, not a curated record
AUGUCGAAGCGCCCGGGUUUGCUCGACCUGCGGGCCGACUCACACUCAUCAGUGAUGUCUUCAAGCUCGAGACCACUACGAUCCCCCCGCAUGCACAUUGCUGGCGAAGCACCACCUGAGUUAUCUCCCCUCGAUGCGUUCGCCCUUCAGAGUCGCCUGUUAGCCAAGCAACUUCAGGAAAGCAACAGGGAUGGAAACAGGAUGAGCAGACUACCUCCCCUUACCGUGGAGUCUCCGUUGGUUGUUCAAGGUAGAUCAGAGUAUUUUCGUUCGCUGUCAACAGAAUCUCUAUCAGAUCCUGAAUCCCCAGAGCCAUCCUCUGGUCUGGGUCUCAAAACUGAAAUCGAGGAUGCCUUUACAAACGAAGAACGACCCAGAUCUAUGCACCCACGUAUGAGCCGCAUACCACCUACGCCCAAUGCUGACGUACCAGCACUGCCCUCAUCAAUCCCGGAUGUGCCACGGGGACGACAAAUGAGCGUUGCCGAAGAGCGAAGAGAUGUUUUUGGUGCUCGCCAAGAGCGCUCACCAUCACCGAUUCAAAGCGAUACCAAGUCCCAGCACGAGCAGCACUCGGAAGUAUCCCCGACUCGUAUGGACAACAGCAUGCAUUCUCCUCCGUCUCAACAAGCGCAUAUCCUCACAGGCUCUCCGGAAAGGGCGAAGCAAGGCAGCUUUGAUGAGCUGGGCCUUGUCCCACCGCCUUCUCUCUUCCCUAAGCGCUCCUCGAGUAUUCUCUCCUCUCCCGUGCCUGAAGAUGAUGAGACAUCGAGCAAUAUGGGCGGCUCAUUUCAUUCUUUACCACGCAAAUUAUCUUCAGGUAGUGUUGCUUUGGCAAAUUCAAUGCAUUCGCCUGCUAUGAGUUCAUCCUUCAAAAGAUCACCAUCCGCAGCUUCAGAUUCAUCCGCCCUGCCGCGGCCGUCUUUCAACUUCUCGCGACCGCUAAGUAGGGCUGGCACACCUGGAUUCGAUAUGCCAACACGGCAGGCGUCCUCCGACAGUCAGCCGUCUUUCAUUUUGGCUGACGAUACCGCUCAUACUCCCGUCAGCAUGCAUAGCGAAGCAUUCAUGGAUCAGCAAACAGAAGAUGGUAAGGGCGCUACGUCAUACAUCUACUCUAAAUUCUCUCUUCCAAGAGGGAAAUCUAUCCAGCGAUCAGAACCGAAUGAAACCACGGCGCCAGCAACCUUUCAAUGGGAGCAGCCCAUGGUUCCGCCUAGCAACGUUCAGCGCUAUCCUAUCGGAGCCCCUCCUUCACCACCCACGCGGCCAUCCAGUUCAUCUGCUAGGACCGUUCCCGAUGAUGCCAUGAGCACGGCAGGAAGCCUGGCUCGGCCGUCAAUGGAGGCUGGCAAAAUGAGUCUGGACAGCUCGAGGCUUGCAGGCCCCUCAUCAUUUCCCUUCCGACCAUUGGCAGAUGCUCCUCGGAAGUCUGAGGAUGCUCCAAGAGGAAGAACGCUCACAUCCGCUUUGCACGAGCAAGCCCGAGGUAGGACACCGGCUUCCACAAACACAAGUGACUCUGCCAGCACAAUCCGACCACCGCCUACAGCUCGAUCUCUGGCUCCAACCGCAUCUGAGAUGUCUGCAGAGGAGCAUCUGGCCAAGGGUAUUGAGUGUCACGAAAACGGUUCGUUGAAUGAGUCAACCUAUCACCUCAGACUUGCCGCAAGACAGAACAACCCAACAGCCAUGCUAUUAUAUGCCCUUGCGUGCCGCCAUGGCUGGGGUAUGCGAGCGAAUCAGAGGGAAGGUGUUGAAUGGCUGAGAAAGGCAGCCGAACAUGCGAGCGUUGAAAUUGCCGAUGACGAGGAUCAAUUGAAGGACGGGCGUGCCGCGCCGGCUGCUGUUCUUGAGAGAAGGACGCGAAAGGCACAGUUUGCGUUGAGCAUUUACGAGCUGGGUGUUUCGCAUAUGAAUGGAUGGGGCAUUGAGCAAGACAAAUCUCUUGCGUUGCGGUGCUUUGAGAUUGCCGGGACUUGGGGAGACGUCGACGCUCUCGCCGAAGCAGGAUUCUGCUACGCCCAAGGCAUCGGAUGCAAGAAGAAUCUCAAAAAGAGCGCCAAAUUCUACCGCAUGGCUGAAGCAAAAGGAAUGAGUAUGGUGGGCAACAGCUGGAUUCACAAGGCCAAAUACAACGACGACGACGAGGCGUCACCAAGCAAAAAUAAGAAAAAAGCACGCAGCAAAUCCCGUACAAGAACCAUGUUUGGUCUAAAGUCCUCCUAA